CUACCAUUGCGGGCGGCGGGAAUUGCUGGACGAGCGAUGCAGCAGUGCCUGCAGGUACAUGUACGCAUGACGGUCAAUCUGCGUGAUCGCCGCGAGACCCCGAGCAAAUCCACCUGCAUGCUUACUACAGCCACAACUUUGUUUUCCUCUUGAGCGCGGGCGAAAAGACUGCACUGCCGUCGCGUCGUCGUGGCCCUUUCUGCCACCAUGACCGGCACUUCUGCCAUCGACCGGUCUCGCUCCUUCGUGAGAACGUUGAUCGACUAUGGCAGCGGGCGACUCAAGAUCGCCGUGCAAUUCGUCCGCCCGGGCGAAUCCGUACACGAUGUCGAAUCCGUCAACGUCGAAUUUGAAGGCUCCAGAAAUGAGAUGGAGCAAGUCAUGGUGAUGGACGAUGCCCGAGGUCUCAUCACCGGCAAGAUCGAGACGCAGCAGUGGAUCGAGGAACAGCAAUGCGCCGAAGCUGCCAUCUUCUUGUGGAAGCUCUGCCUGUCUCCAGAGCAUCAGAACAGUGCGCUGGUGACACGAGUGUACAGAGCAAUCGGCGCGGAAUUCGGCGACAUCGCUGCCAUCGAAGAGCUCAUCUGCGACCAUCUGAAGGUCAUCCGCCAACAAAUCCUCUCCUUCCUGAGAAGUGAAGCGACUGGCUAUCACUGCGGCGCGCAAACUCACGCCAGGGGAUGCAAGUGUCAUAUCCCAGAUGAUAUCCAGAUUGAAUCAACCAUCACCAUACCAGUAGCCUGGAACAGUGCUGCCCGUGGCAUCAUGAUUGACGCCGCCAUCGCCGCUGGCUUCUCCAACAUUCGAUUGCAAUAUGAGCCGAUUUGCGCCGCUGCAAGCGAUCUACCGAAGAUGCGACAACAGAACGUUAUCAAGGACGAUGAUCUGGUCUGCUGUGCGGAUGGAGGACAUGGCACCAUGGACGUCGUCACUAUCCACACGAGGCGCUGUGCUUACAGCGCAAGUCGCUUUGCCAUCAAUGUUGUGGGCACGCCGACCGGUGGUCUUGCGGGAGCUCACAAUGUUGAAUUGCAAGCUCUGAACUAUGUUGUGAGAUGCCCUGAAAUCCGAAAGUACGGUGACCUCUCAAAUGCUUGCGCUGUGCUCGGCGACCUAUCGGUGAACGACUUCCAACGGCAAUUGUACGACCAGAUCGGGUAUCUGAAGGAGCAGGACCCUAUACCCGCCAGAAACACCGUCGUCAUCAGCGGAACCGCAGGCUCUGCUGCAGCUGGCUGCAUCAGCGAGCUUUCCAUCUCUCUUGACAGAGAACGAAUGAUCUCAUUCAUAAUCGAGUGGGCAAAGCUUGCUUAUGCCGUCAUCGCAGAGCACCUUGGACAGCCGGCGAACAGAAAUUGCUACUUUCAGGAGGCAUCUCCAAGUGUCGUCUCGUGAUCAACUAUCUGAAAGAGAAAUUGCUGAAGAACUUCUCCAUCGAAGACGUGUGGUGUUCAAAAUCCAUCAACCCGGUUGCGAAAGGCGGCCUCAUACAGUAUCCCCACAACGAGCCUGAUCGACUUCCGACCGGCUCCAUCUUCUUGGUGCGCCAUGAGGAAUGGGAUCCCGAAGUCCACAAGCUGGGCACCGUCUGGGUCAAAGUCUGGGCUCAUGAGCAAGAGAGCAAGAUCUACGCAGGCAAUGAGCUGAAUAAGCAACGCUUUCCCAAAGCCGCCCUGGAUUUUGCUGAAUGGAAAGAUGUUGCUGGUACCAAGUUUUCUGGACGCAAGGCGUCUGCAAGAAACCCAAAGGCGUUGUCGUACACUGGUAGCGACCCUCUGCCUGAUCCGACAUGGGUGUCACGGAGCGAACACGAUCCAACGGAGCUUCUCGCCACGGAGAGGCUUGUACCUAUCAUGAGGGUUGAAGACUCGAUGACAGCGUCGGAGCCAAUCCCAUGGAUUGCCUUGGUUGAUGCCUCGAUCCCUGCCCGCCUUGGAGGCUUACGUUUCGACAUGUACUACAGCAAGCCGGGCCAAGCAGUCACGAAGCAUAGUCCUCUUCGAGACGCCCAGGGCCGGAUUCGGAAGCAGCUCGAGCUUUUUCCACCAAAAUAUAUCAAGCUUCCUGAUCUUGCGAAGAAGGGGUUCGGAGUGAAACAGCUUGGAGGAACACCAUUCUACGAGUGCAAGUGCAUUGUUAGCACCGACGUCGCAGAAGGCAGUCUCAAGCUGCGCGUGAAGGUGCUGGCGCCGGACGAAGAUUACAUCUACGUUGGAAGCUCUGGAGAUGUGGACGUGCAUCACGACUAUCGACUCGCAUUUCCUCCACUGAUUAAAGACAUUUGGGGCACUUACUCCUCACAUGUGGUUGAUGAUAAGCCCGAACAUGAUGAGAAGCCGCCGAGGAAAAAGCAGAAACAGAAGCAGAAACGAGCAGCAGUAGCCACCGUGCAGGCCGCUGCUCCUAAGAUGACUCGAUCGCGUGCGAAGCACACGCCUGCCGCUGCCGCUGCCGCUGCCGCUGCCGCUGCCGCUGCUCCUGCUCCUGCUCCAUCUGACAGCGCUUCUGCGUCAGCCGCGUCAGCUGCCGUUCUCACAACCUCGAUCUCCUCCAGCACCGAAGAAUCCUCAACGCCUACAACCAUCCAUCAAUCACCGCACAGCUCGCAUACAUCUAUCAGCGCUCAGCAACGAAGCUCGCAGACGAGGAACUCGUCGCGCACAGGUUCCAUGAACAGCGAAGACCUUCGUACCUCGGCCGCCGCGUUGGCGCUUCAGAUGUUGGCCACAAAAUAGAUAGGUGGGAAAGUGAAGAAUUUUGCAUGUCGGCAUCUGAAUCAUGUGGCGGUUUUGUCUUGCUGUGUUUCAGCAGAAGAAGAAGAAGAAGUGGAAUUUGGAAUGGAGCAUGCAUGGAGCCGACGCAACCGCCUGAAAUGUUGGGUACUAGGUAGCUACUGUACUAGCCGCGCGCGCUGCAAGGGCAAGCGUAGAAACAUUGUUUAACAUGUCUACUAUGAAAUGAGAACUUCGUAAUAUAUAGGUAUCUAUAAGUGCUGAUAUUUAAGCUUUGCGCU
Pseudocercospora fijiensis CIRAD86 is the source of this 3013-nucleotide messenger RNA. RefSeq lists its product as uncharacterized. NCBI's taxonomy places the organism in Eukaryota, Fungi, Ascomycota, Dothideomycetes, Mycosphaerellales, Mycosphaerellaceae. The transcript is spliced from 8 exons. The coding region runs from base 208 to 1395 and encodes 395 amino acids. The record is from RefSeq and is a predicted model, not a curated record.